This is a messenger RNA of Sinocyclocheilus grahami, 1674 nucleotides long. Its product is annotated as potassium voltage-gated channel subfamily KQT member 2-like. Gene Ontology annotation, biological process: potassium ion transmembrane transport. The transcript has 16 exons. Lineage: Eukaryota; Metazoa; Chordata; Actinopteri; Cypriniformes; Cyprinidae. The record is from RefSeq and is a predicted model, not a curated record. Bases 1 to 1674 code for a protein of 557 amino acids. Gene Ontology annotation, molecular function: voltage-gated potassium channel activity. Gene Ontology annotation, cellular component: membrane; voltage-gated potassium channel complex.
AUGGGUGGAUUUAUCGCUGAGUUUAACUGCAGAGUGUCAGGAACUCUCAAAGGAUUCUUGCCUCGCUCAAGCCAGUUUCUACUGGUGUUCUCCUGCCUGGUUCUGUCAGUGUUCGCAACGAUCAAAGAACACAAGAAAAGCUCUGAGAGUGCCUUGUACAUCCUGGAAAUUGUGACAAUCGUGGUGUUUGGUGUGGAAUAUAUUGUACGGAUUUGGGCAGCCGGGUGCUGCUGUCGCUACAGAGGAUGGAGAGGAAGGCUGAGAUUUGCUCGCAAACCCUUCUGUAUUAUCGAUAUCAUGGUCCUUUUUGCCUCAGUGUCUGUGUUGGCUGCUGGCUCACAGGGAAAUGUUUUUGCCACCUCUGCCAUUCGGAGUCUGAGGUUUCUUCAGAUCCUUCGAAUGCUGCGUAUGGACCGCCGCGGUGGCACAUGGAAACUCCUGGGAUCUGUUGUUUACGCACACAGCAAGGAACUCAUUACGGCAUGGUAUAUUGGAUUCCUUUGUCUUAUCCUGGCAUCUUUCUUGGUGUACUCAGUGGAGAAGGAUGACAAUGCAGAGAUGUUCGACACUUACGCAGACGCCCUCUGGUGGGGGCUGGUCACUCUUACAACUAUCGGUUAUGGGGACAAGUUUCCUGUCACGUGGAAUGGGCGUCUAAUUGCUGCCACAUUCAGUCUGGUCGGUGUAGCUUUUUUCGCUCUUCCUGCGGGAAUCCUGGGCUCAGGAUUUGCUCUAAAAGUUCAAGAGCAGCACAGACAGAAACAUUUUGAGAAGCGUCGUAACCCUGCCGCGGCUAUUAUCCAGGCAGCUUGGAGAUUUUAUGCCACAAAUCUUUCACGGACAGACCUGCUGUCCACAUGGGACUUUUAUGAGCAGACUGUGUCGGUCCCAAUAUACAGACUCAUCCCUCCUGUAAAUCAGCUCGACAUUUUAAGAAGCCUGAAGGGAAAAUCUGGUUUCAGGAAGGACUCCCAGCUAGAAGUCAAUCCAAGUCGUAAGCCCAGCUUGAAAGAGAAAGGCAGUCCCUCUAAGAGCACCGGGGGGAAGGAAGCUAAGACCCCCAAGGCAGAGGAGGGAGCCAAAGAGAGUCCAAGCAAAGUGACCAAGAGCUUGAGCUUCACAGAGCGGAACAAAGCAAAACACGCUUUCAGAAUGAAAGAUGGAGCUUCUCGGCAGAACUCUGAAGAGGCAAGUCUUCCAGACGAGUUUGGGGACGACAAGGAUUUCCACUGUGAGUUUGUGCCGGAUCUUUCUCCGGGACUCAAGGUCACCAUCAGAACAAUCUGUAUUAUGCGGUUCCUGGUGUCUAAGAGGAGAUUUAAAGAGAGCCGUAGGCCCUAUGACGUGAUGGAUGUGAUUGAGCAGUAUUCAGCAGGCCAUCUGGACAUGCUGUCACGCAUCAAAAACCUUCAGUCCAGAGUGGAUCAGAUUGUGGGAAAGGGAGCUGCACCAGGAGAAAAGGACAAGCCCAAAAGCGACACAGAGAUGGCUGAGGACCCAAGCAUGAUGGGAUGUCUAAGCAAGAUGGAGAAACAGGUGGGGGCAAUGGACCUCAAACUCAACUUUUUGGUCAGCAUGUACACCACCCAUAUGGGCAUCCCACGAUCUGAGACCGAAGCCCUUCUGGGCUUUAAAAUCCCUUACCAAAAAAAAAAACACCUCUUCUUUUAUUAG